ACUAGUGGCUAACAGUAGCCCUUACAUGUCAGGGGAUCCACCAGGCUCCACCUCUCACUACACUCCUGGCUUGUUAGCUUGUUACCAGGCAGACGGCAUUUUCAACAUGGCAGCGUCGAGCAACGCAGAGGAAACGCAGUUGCAAGAUAUGGAGGAGGAAGACGCAGGGAUGGCGGAGAAGAAGAUGGAAUCGGACGAAGAGGAGGAGGAAGAGGAGGAGGGCAUGGGGAUAGACAAUUCAGACGACGAAGAGGACGAUUCGUCGGAAGAUGAGAAAGAAAAUGAAGCCGAAAUCCAGCGGUUGGAGGAGCAGCUGUCAAUCAAUGCUUUCGACUACAACUGCCAUGUGGAUCUCAUCAAACUACUGAAGCAUGAGGGAGAGCUUUUCCGUCUGCGAAAGGCAAGGCAGAAGAUGAGUGAACUGUUCCCACUCACUGAAGAGAUCUGGCUAGACUGGCUCAAGGAUGAGAUCCGUCUGACUGAGGAGGAGCCACAUCGGGAGAAAGUAUAUGAGCUUUUUGAGAGAGCUGUAAAAGACUACAUCUGUCCAGAUAUCUGGCUUGAAUAUGCUCAGUAUUCAAUUGGUGGCAUGGGCUCACCAGGUGGGAUAGACAGGGUGAGAUCCAUCUUUGAGAGAGCUGUGACAGCUGUGGGGCUUCACAUGACCAAGGGACAGACGGUGUGGGAGGCGUACAGAGAGUUUGAGAACGCCAUUCUGUCCACAGUACAGCCCCCCCCCGGCAGGAUUCCCAGCCGCGAGGAGCAGGAGCUGCUCAACGCUCAGCUUGAGCGAAUCCAUACGCUGUUUCGUCGCCAGCUGGCCGUCCCCUUAAUGGACAUGGAAGCCACCUAUGCCGAGUAUGAGGAGUGGUCUGAACACGGGGUGCCUGAGAUGGUCAAUCAUCAGUACAAAAAGGCUUUGCAGCAGAUGGAGAAACGCAGGUCUUUUGAAGAGUCACUGCUGGUAGCCGAACCCCCUAAGCUGGCAGAGUAUCAGGCCUACAUCGACUUUGAACUAAAGGAGGGUGACCCAGCACGGAUUCAGAUAACCUUUGAGCGGACUCUGGCAGAGAACUGCCUGGUACCAGACAUGUGGGCAAAAUGCACCACCUAUCUUGAUCGUCAGCUGAAGGUGAAAGACUUGGUUCUUUCCACUCAUGAACGUGCUGUCAGGAACUGCCCCUGGACCAUGGGUCUGUGGAAGAGCUACCUGCAAGCUCUGGAGAGAAAUGGAGCUGACCAUCAGACUGUCUCCGAUGUUUUUGAAAAGGCGCUAAAUGCAGGUUUCAUUCAAGCGACAGACUAUGUGGAAAUUUGGCAGGCGUACCUCGACUACCUGAGGAGACGUGUCGAUUUUAGCAAAGAAUCAAGUAAAGAGUUAGAGGAGUUACGAGGAGCUUUCUCUCGCUCUCUAGAAUACAUGAAACAAGAUGUUGAAGAACGGUUUGGUGAAAGUGGAGAUCCAUCUUGUAUCAUAAUGCAGAUCUGGGCAAGGAUAGAGGCCCUCCACUGCAAGAACAUACAAAAAGCCAGAGAACUGUGGGACAGUAUCAUGACAAAAGGGAAUGCCAAAUAUGCCAACAUGUGGCUGGAGUACUAUAACCUUGAAAGGUCUUAUGGAGACCCUGUUCACUGCCGGAAAGCUCUCCACAGAGCAGUUCAGUGCACCUCAGACUACCCUGAGCAUGUGAGUGAAGUCCUGCUCACCUUUGAGAGGGUGGAAGGUUCGCUGGAGGACUGGGACGUGGCGGUGCAGAAGACAGAGACCCGGCUGAACAGGAUUAAUGAGCAACGAGCUAAGGAGGCUGAGAAAGAAGCCAACAUGGCCCGCCAAGACGAGGACAGAACUGAUCAGCGGCGGAAAACCAAGACAGACAAGAAGGCUUCGAAGAAGGCUUUCCAGAAGGGAACUCGAGCUGGGGAGAAGAGGAAAGCAGACCACAAUGAUAAUCAGGAUGAGUGGACUGAUUUUGCAGCUAAAAGGCAUAGAGGAAAUGGGAACCAAACCACAGAAGAGUCCAUGGAGACCGAGACAGGACUCUUUGGGAGGAAUGCUCCACCUGGCAGUAAAAAAGGCCAGCAAGGAGUCGCGGCCGCUGCCCAGAAACAGAACGAUGACAGGCCAGAGCUUCGCAACGAUAACUGCAGCGUUUUCAUCAGCAACCUGGCAUACACCCUGGAGGAGCCAGAGGCAAAGCUGAGGACACUGUUUGAGACCUGUGGUCCCAUCACACAGGUUCGCCCUGUCUUCAGCAACAAAGGGAGCUUCAAAGGCUACGGCUAUGUACAGUUUGAAUCCCCAGUGUCUGUCCCUGAAGCCCUGAAGCUGGACAGACGGGAGGUGGAGGCCCGGCCCAUGUUUGUGUCACCAUGUGUAGACAAAAACAAAAAUCCUGACUUUAAGGUGUUUAAAUACAACACAUCCAUGGAGAAAGAAAAAAUCUUCAUCUCUGGGCUGCCGUUCUCCUGCACUAAAGAGCAACUGGAGGAAAUGUGCAAAAGUCACGGCACAAUCAAAGACGUCCGUCUGGUCACGUAUCGCUCAGGAAAACCUAAGGGUCUGGCGUAUGUUGAGUUUGCAGAUGAAGCCCAGGCUUCUCAGGCAGUUCUGAAAAUGGACGGCAUGGACGUAAUGGGCAACAAAAUCUCUGUUUCUAUAAGUAACCCUCCUCGCAGAAACAUGAUGGAUAAACCUGGUUCCAACAGGCCCUCGACAGACGCGAUCCCUCGCCAGGUCCAUGGCUCGAGAGGAAGGGGGCGCACCCAGCUCUCAUUACUCCCUCGUUCCCUGCACCGACAAAGUGGACCACCAAGCAAAGUGGAGAACGGAACUGCACCUGAGCAGGUGAAUGCUGCUGGAGAGACUAAACCUUUGUCAAAUUCAGACUUUGCCAGGAUGCUUCUCAGCAAGUGAGAAGAUGAACGAGAGAGCAUUACAACCACCUUCACACUGAAAGCCAUCUUGUGUCUUUAUAAAGUAGUGUUGGUGAUUUUUCUGUAAUUGGUUACCUGGCUUCCCUUUAAUCUCAGUCUUGUUCUCAUCAUGCGGUCUGUGAGAUUGCCUUAAUCGCUGAGCUCCUUCCCUCCAUCAGUAACCCCUUUUCAACCAAGACUUUUCAAAAGUGUGACAGAUUGUUUCUGUUUUGGUUUAUUGGGAGGUGGCUGGCAGGCUAUUUUAUAUAAAAAGUGUAUCAUAUUUGUGUGUAAAUAUACUGUAUCUAAAAAUUGUUCCCUUCA
This is a messenger RNA of Micropterus dolomieu (smallmouth bass), 3237 nucleotides long. It is a transcript of the gene sart3, whose product is annotated as spliceosome associated factor 3, U4/U6 recycling protein. Gene Ontology annotation, molecular function: protein binding; RNA binding. The transcript is spliced from 19 exons. Lineage: Eukaryota; Metazoa; Chordata; Actinopteri; Centrarchiformes; Centrarchidae. Gene Ontology annotation, biological process: RNA processing. The coding region runs from base 26 to 2914 and encodes 962 amino acids. The record is from RefSeq and is a predicted model, not a curated record.